CAGAACUCCUAUGCGCUGUAUUUGAAUCAACUGUUGCUGUCAUGGCGAAGCUCAAAGGAUUUGACUUUUGGAAGACGACUCUGAAAGGCGCCCGAUACGUCGUUGCCCCGAUGGUGGAUCAGAGCGAGCUCGCGUGGAGGUUGCUCAGCCGGCGGCACGGGGCUGAGCUUUGCUAUACACCUAUGCUGCACGCGCAGGUUUUUGUGAGAGAUGCCAACUACCGCCGGGAAAACCUCUUCAAUGAAGUAUGCGCCGAGGACAGACCGCUUAUCACACAGUUCUGUGCCAAUGACCCGGAGGUGUUCGUUCAGGCGGCCUUGCUGGCGCAGGAUUACUGCGAUGCUAUUGAUUUGAAUCUGGGCUGCCCUCAGAUGAUCGCUAAACGAGGACACUAUGGCGUGUUUCUGCAGGAUGAGUGGGAGCUUCUGCAGAAAAUGAUUAAACUGGCCAAUGAGAAACUGGCAGUUCCCAUCACUUGCAAAAUCCGGGUCUUCCCAGAGAUUGAGAAGACAGUAGAAUAUGCCAAGAUGCUGGAGAAGGCGGGCUGCCAGCUUCUCACAGUCCACGGGCGCACAAAAGACCAGAAGGGGGCACUGACCGGCAUUGCCAGCUGGGAACACAUAAAGGCUGUACGGGAGGCUGUAGGGAUUCCAGUCUUUGCCAACGGGAACAUCCAGCACCUCAGUGACGUGCAUCGCUGUAUGGAGGAGACUGGAGUUCAGGGGGUUAUGAGUGCAGAAGGGAACCUUCACAACCCUGCCCUGUUUGAGGGGCGGAGCCCACCAGUGUGGGAGAUGGCAGAGGAAUACCUGGAGGUGGUCCAGAAGCACCCGCCCUGCACGCUGUCCUACGUCCGCGCUCAUCUUUUCAAACUCUGGCACCACACGUUGCAGAUCCAUCAGGACCUGAGGGAAGAGUUGGCCAAAGUCAAGACGGUGGAUGGGAUAGCAGAGGUUAACAGACAGCUGAAACACCGCUGCCAGGAGGAGAUGGCCAAAGGGGAGAAGGAGGCGAACUGUUCGGCAGGACUGCCGUCUCCCCACUGGAUAUGCCAGCCAUAUGUCAGACCUCCGCCUAAGGAACCUGGGAGUGAGAACGGGCAGAAGAGCACAGAGGUGAAGGCAGCGAGUCAGAAGAGAGCACUGGAGGACAGUGAUGGAUCCACUGAGUCACUGUCCAAAAACAAGCAGAAGAAGAAAGCCCGUAACCCCUACAAGAACUUCAGUCCUGACCAGAAACCAAAGUACAUCAAGUGUGAGCAGUGUGGAAACCCCAAAGGCAAUAAGUGUGUCUUCCACCUGUGCCGCGCCUGCUGUAAGAAAAAAGCCUGGAGGGAAGUGGCCGACUGUCCAGGUCAUGGGUUAAGAUUCAGAACUAAGGCCCAGAAACAGGGGACGGCAGAACCAGGAAACGGACUGUUGAACGGGACAUCCAGCCUUCAGACCGAGUCCACGGUUGGCACGGGCGACCGGCCCGUAAACGAAGCCCCAGUAUGA
Molecule: messenger RNA, 1496 nt
Organism: Chanos chanos (milkfish)
Lineage: Eukaryota; Metazoa; Chordata; Actinopteri; Gonorynchiformes; Chanidae
Gene: dus1l
Product: dihydrouridine synthase 1-like (S. cerevisiae)
Exons: 14
Coding region: 42-1496 (484 amino acids)
Molecular function (GO): tRNA dihydrouridine synthase activity
Source: RefSeq, a predicted model, not a curated record